UAUCCACAUUCAAAUCUCCCCCAAUGGAUUAACUAAAAAAAGAAGAAAUUAGGAAUUUGUUCUCCUUUCACGACUUCAAGGGCAUACCAUAAUCGUUCUCACCACCUGUUUCCGAUCACCAUCGCUUACUCUCCACCAUCAACUUCUCUUCUCAUUCUUACAGUAUUGGAUGAAGAAGCUUUGCAGCGUUUCUUUCGCCCUAUACCUUCGCAUCUUAUUGUAUUCUCUAGCCUUAUGGAAUUUCCGGUUUCGGUGGUUGGUGGACAUAAUUUGAGAGUCGAUCAAGGAAUUAAGCGUCAUUUUCCAGUUCAUGGAGGGUUGCAACAAUGGCCGAUGCAUCUUCCCAUUGUCAAGUUUGCAAAUUGGGGAUUUGCAGUGCUAUCUAUCACGCCGCAACAUUUUCUUAGCCCCCGAGAGUAAAAAAAUUUAUAUAUUAGUCGACAAUCGGCCAUGGUUGCAAGAUCUCAUCUCCCAUCCGGCACACUUGUGGCAACUAAUGGUCACCAAGUCCAGAGUGUCUCCCUUUGCCAAUACCAGAGGGAAGGAUAAAAGACCUACAAGAGGGGCGCAAACUAAACCAAAACCGAAUGAAGUCAAUUCAGAGGAGGUUAAAAGAUGGUUUUCUGUAGUUGAUGCUGCAACCUUAUCUAGGAAAAGUGCAUUAUUGCCUGUGAAGAAACUGAAGGUUUUAUCAAUAAGUAGCAACCUAAAUAGGACUUUAUAUGGCUUCAUUGUAUUUGAAGUUGCUUGGAGUGAUGUUCGUGGUAUAAACUAUUGUAAUGAACUUCAGACUGAUGCUUCAUUUGCCCUAGAGGCUAAAUUUAUGAGAAGAUGGGAAUUUGAUAGUAUGACACAAGCUGCUAGAUGUAUACGUUCAUGGUUCUCUGGGACUCAUGCUGAGCGAAGUACUAUGACAGAAUAUUUGGACCCUACUAUUGGUAUACUUUUGUUCAUGUCGGCUGUCUUUGCAUAUAAAUAAAAGUAACUUUAUACUAUUUCUUUUCUUACAUUGGAAUUCUUCAACUUUUCUAGGGAAUGAAAAGUCAUUACAGUAUGA
Cuscuta epithymum is the source of this 1057-nucleotide messenger RNA. The record is from the annotation of a GenBank genome assembly. Lineage: Eukaryota; Viridiplantae; Streptophyta; Magnoliopsida; Solanales; Convolvulaceae.